GACCCUCAAAGAGACCCCUGGCUUCCCCCUUCUCUGGUCAGGGGACAGAGAGGCCCAGGCCCAGGAAGUAGGGACUUGACUUCCUCUUGUCCCGGAAUGAGCCUCUGUCCUUUGCAGGCAGAUUUGGGUCUCACGCAGAGGAAACCAAAAGCAGUCAGCGGGAGGGAGGGGAGGCCCAGCAACCAAUCAAGGGCAAGGUGAGACUCAAAACCCGCUGGCUCCCCGGGGAGCAGCCAGCGAGCGGCUGGGGGCCAUGGCGGAGCUGCAGCAGCUGCAGGAGUUUGAGAUCCCCGCGGGCCGGGAGGCUCUGCGCAGUAACCACAGCGCCCUGCUUCGGGUGGCCAACUACUGUGAGGACAACUACAUGCAGACUUCAGACAAGCGGAAGGCGCUGGAGGAGACCAUGGCCUUCACCACCCAGGCGCUGGCCAGUGUGGCCUACCAGGUGGGCAACCUGGCCGGGCACACCCUGCGCAUGCUGGAUCUGCAGGCAGCCUCGCUGCGGCAAGUGGAAGCCCGUGUGAGCACGCUGGGCCAGAUGGUGAACAUGCACAUGGAGAAGGUGGCCCGCAGGGAGAUUGGCACACUGGCCAUCGUCCAGCGCCUGCCCCCUGGCCAGAAGGUCAUCGCCCCUGAGAGCCUGCCGGCCCUCACACCGUACUACAGGAAACCCCUCAACUUUGCUUGCUUGGAUGACAUUGGCCAUGGGAUCAAGGACCAGAGCACGCAGCUGUCGCGGACUGGGACCCUGUCUCGAAAGAGCGUCAAGGCGCCUUCCACGCCCGCCUCCGCCACCCUGGGGAGGCCGCCCCGCAUCCCUGAGCCCGUGCAGCUCCCGGUGGUGCCCGAUGGCCACCUCUCCACGGCCUCGUCCGUCUCCUCGUUGGCCUCGGCCAGCAGCGCCGAAGGGGUCGGUGGGGUCUUCCAGAUCAAGGGGCAGGGAGCCCCCCUUGCCCUACCUCUCCCUGGCCCCGUGGCCCCACCCGCAGCUGCUGCCUUCCAGCUGCCCCCUCCGCCUGAGGAGCUGUCGCCACCCCUGCCAGCCCCUGAGCUGCCUCUGCCCUUGGACCUGCCCCCACCUCCACCCCUGGACAUGGACGAAUUGGGGCUGCCGCCCCCGCCCCCAGGGUUUGGCUCGGCUGAGCCCACCUGGGUCCCUGAUGCGUACUUGGCGAAAGUGGUGACCCUGUACCCAUACACCCGUCAGAAGGACAACGAGCUCUCCUUCGCCGAGGGCACCAUCAUCUGCAUCACCCGCCGCUACUCGGAUGGCUGGUGCGAGGGCGUCAGCUCCGAGGGGGCUGGCUUCUUCCCGGGGAACUAUGUGGAGCCCAGCUGCUGACCGCCGGGUGCUCCAGGCUCUGCGCCUGGCCACUGGCGAGCUCCACCAUCUGGUCGGGGCCAGGCCUGCCUGCUUCAAGUACUGUGCCCUCCCAGCCCCGAUAGUGGGACAGGGUCUUGGCGGGUAGAAUGAGGAGCCAGCCAGAAACCCGUUUGUUGCCAGUGAGGAAGAACUGGGAGCCAAGAACUGUUCCGGCUUGCAGAGGUCACGGCAAGCGAAGUAUCCAGCCACAAGUGCCAACUUUGAAUAAAACCUUGGACUUCC
This is a messenger RNA of Echinops telfairi (small Madagascar hedgehog), 1606 nucleotides long. RefSeq names its product ABI family member 3 (gene ABI3). The coding region runs from base 254 to 1342 and encodes 362 amino acids. The record is from RefSeq and is a predicted model, not a curated record. NCBI's taxonomy places the organism in Eukaryota, Metazoa, Chordata, Mammalia, Afrosoricida, Tenrecidae. Gene Ontology annotation, biological process: regulation of cell migration. Gene Ontology annotation, cellular component: lamellipodium. The transcript is spliced from 8 exons. Gene Ontology annotation, molecular function: SH3 domain binding.